Molecule: messenger RNA, 2652 nt
Organism: Ficedula albicollis (Collared flycatcher)
Lineage: Eukaryota; Metazoa; Chordata; Aves; Passeriformes; Muscicapidae
Gene: CHST10
Product: carbohydrate sulfotransferase 10
Exons: 7
Coding region: 148-1224 (358 amino acids)
Biological process (GO): carbohydrate biosynthetic process; proteoglycan biosynthetic process
Cellular component (GO): membrane
Molecular function (GO): sulfotransferase activity
Source: RefSeq, a predicted model, not a curated record
GCGGGCGCAGGGAGCGCUCCGGGCCCCAGCAGGAGCUGGAAGAACAGACACACAGGCCUGUUAGUGCGCUCACGGGGAACAGAGCCUUCGGAAAGAACCAGCCUGUUACCGUGAAGUGCCAGCUUUAUAUGGCUCACAUCUGACAACAUGCACCACCAGUGGCUGCUGCUAGCUGCAUGCUUUUGGGUGAUAUUCAUGUUCAUGGUUGCUAGCAAGUUUAUCACAUUGACUUUUAAAGACCCAGAUGGCUAUGGUGCCAAGCAAGAGCCAUUGAUACUGACAGCUGUGACAAAAGUGGAGGAGGUACAUGUGCCAGAGGAAAAACAUUGGCCUGAAGAAUUCCAGCCAACUGGAAAAGCUUUUUCAGGAAAUCUGAUCCACCAACCCCUUGUUCAUAUGGAAAGACUUGAGCUUCUCAGGAAUGUCUGCAAAGACACUGCAUUGAGAGAUCUCUCUCACACCGCAGUUUCCAAAUUCGUCUUGGACCGAAUAUUUGUGUGUGACAAGCACAAGAUCCUGUUUUGUCAGACGCCAAAAGUGGGCAACACUCAGUGGAAAAAAGUCUUGAUCGUUUUAAAUGGAGCAUUUUCUUCCAUAGAAGAGAUCCCAGAAAACAUUGUACAUGAUCAUGAGAAGAAUGGCCUUCCACGCUUGUCCUCUUUUAGUGACUCUGAAAUUAAAAAACGACUGAAUUUAUACUUCAAGUUUUUUAUUGUUAGAGAUCCAUUUGAAAGACUUAUUUCUGCCUUUAAAGACAAGUUUGUGCACAAUCCUCGGUUUGAACCUUGGUACCGGCACGAAAUUGCUCCCGGCAUCAUUCGUAAAUACAGAAAGAAUCGCACAGAGACCAAAGGGCUGCAGUUUGAGGAUUUUGUGCGCUACCUGGGGGACCCUAAUCACCGCUGGCUGGAUGUUCAGUUUGGUGACCACAUCAUUCACUGGGUAACAUACGUGGAACUCUGCGCUCCCUGUGAAAUCACAUACAGUGUGAUCGGACACCACGAAACCCUGGAGGACGAUGCUCCGUAUAUCCUGAAGGCAGCUGGCAUAGACCACCUGGUGUCAUACCCCACAAUCCCACCAGGCAUAACCGUGUACAACAGAACAAAAGUAGAGCGGUACUUUUCUGGAAUUAGCAAGAGAGACAUAAGACGCCUCUAUGCACGAUUUGAAGGCGAUUUUAAACUCUUUGGUUAUCGUGAGCCUGAUUUCUUGCUUAACUGACAUCUGGGACAAGAUCUCAGAAAAUAUCUCAUGGAUUAAUCUAAACCUGUGUGAAUACCAGCUGCAACGCUGGCAGAGCUGAGAAUGACCAUUUGUUUUCUAGCUUUUCAAUGUUGCUCCACUUUUCAGUCAAAUAUUUGUCAUAUGAACAAGUAGGGGCUUAUAGUUGUUGUUUCUUGACCAUGUUUUCAGUACAUGACAUUGCAAUCUGUUAGGAAUUAUGUCUCUGUUAUCUAAAAUACAGAAUUUGACUUCUCCUCUCUUCCCUUUAGGAAAAAAGAGGGAGAACAAAUGGGCUAUGCUCUUCCCUCUCCUCCCAGACAGAGUGCCACUUUUGAAACGUUGUGAAGUAUUUAUAAAGAUGGCAAUUUCACUGUAGGUUAACCCUGACACUUGGGUAAACAUAAUGAUUCCUGCUCAUGAGAAAGUCAUGUAGUCUCCCAUGAGCUUUGUAAAUGAGAGGCCAGUACAAGACUAGAAAUUAAUUAAAUGCUUGACAAAUAUAACCAUCUAGGUUCUGUUAUGUGACUGCUACAAUAGUGCUGAUUUAAUCCCAUUCUUGUUUGUCAAAAAAUGAACCUAAUUAGACAGAAGCUUUUAGAGAUGUAAGAAAAUGAACUGGUUCCACACCCCAGUUGUCUCUGUAUUUUUGUCAAGUGUUUACUGUAUUUACUACUGAUGUAUUGAGCCUCAUAAUUCUACUUUUGAUUUUCAAGAGAUUAUUUAACUCCUGGCUAUGUAAGUUAUGUGAGAACACCAACUGCAAGUGGAGCAUAGAAGAAAUAUGAAGCUGUUAAGGGAACUGUUAAGGAAAAUUAAUUUAAAGUAUCAGUUGUAUUUGUGGGAGCUCAUAUAAUAAUCACAAGAUGCUCUCACACAAUUUAACUUGUCUUUUCUUCUAACAGUUAAGAUUAAUAAAGAAGUUACAAAAGCAAGAUGUCAUAUUAAAGAGUUGCUUACUUGGAUUAACAAUCCACCUUUUUCAUGUAUUCAGCCUUGCUCAGUUUAGUACCUCAGAAGAAACUUUAUCCCCCUCUGAAAAUUCAUCUCCCUACUGCUAAAGGCGAGGAGACAAGAUGAAUCCCUGAUUUUUCCAGUGAUUCGCUGCCACGGUGUCCCAAGUGAAACAUAACUAACAUUUAUGUUACUGAUGUGGUAAAUUGGCUAUUUGCUAAAAAUUUAAAUGUCACCUGAAUUUGUGUACCCAUUUUAUGCAUUAAAAAAAGUAACUGAAUUGAGUGGAUGCAACCAUCAUAUUUGCUUGUACUUGUGUUGUGUCUUAUAAAGAGCAGUCUCUUCUCUGAGUUUACCAGUAAUAAAAAUCAGUGUGCUGCCACUUCAUCCUGCAGGCCAUGGAAGAGGUAGACCAAAUGUCUGAAAUACAGGAAUUGCUCUGUUGCAAUGAGCAUGUGAGCUGUAUUUUUAAAA